AUGACAGAAGAUGAAUCACCGGCCAUGACGUCCAUCGAGCCAGAGCUAACGCAGCCCGCGUUCGUCGGUGAAACAUCGAUGAUCCACGCCUUGAGACAAACAGAAGCCAGACUAGACAGCCUGGCUGCUUACCGUGAGGGCAGUCUAGACACCAACAUAAGCGCACUUACUCCAACGCCCUCAAGCGACGUGACUGCGACUGUCGAAAAGAGGUCGCGAGGUUGGCUGCGGGCUAUUUUGCGGUGUCAUGGAAUCGCACGCGAGAUCAGCCAGCAUUACGCACUUCUGCGCAGCUUCUUUGACGAGGUCCAUGUCCUGUACCCCUUCUUGCAUCCUCCGGCCGUCUGGCAGACCUACGAAUUUCUCUCGCGACGAUCACUCAAUGUGUCAGCCGACGACCUGGCGAAGAAUGGAGAGAGCAGAACCUCACUCGCCAUUUUGUUCCUCGGCCUCGCAGUGGGCCGCUGUACCAGCUCUUCCCGCGUCGACGACGCCGACGGCACUCACUCUGCCGGGUGGAGCUUCUUCAACGUCUCGAUGUACUUACUGCGCCAACCCCUGAAUCUGACAGAAGACUGCGCCAUCUCAGUGCAGGGACUGCAGGCUCUUAUGAUGAUGGUCGUAUAUCUGUUUAGACUAGAUGCCAAUGAAAGGGCAGAGCGAAUCCUUGGCUACGCAAUCUCUUCAGCGCACAUUCUCGGCCUCCAUCGACGCAUGACCUACACACCGAUGCGGCUGGUCGAAGCUGAGUCGUGCGUACGCGCCUGGUGGUGCCUUUAUGUCCUGGAUCGUCGCAUGAGCCUUGAGACAGGCCGGCCGUUCGUGAUCCAGGAUGCAAACGUCGAUACCAGGUAUCCGCUCGCACUGAGCGAUGCCUGGUUGGAAGAGCAUAAAUUUGAGCAUCAGAUGACCGACGACCUGGAGGCGGAAGCUCAAUUGGACGUGGCUCGUUCGGGCGUCAAUGCAAUCCCCUAUUUUAUCGCCAUGAUAUCUUACUCAAAAAUCGUCGGCAACGUUUGGACGGCGGUCAAUAGCCCUGAACAGUCUUCGUGCGGCACCAACACGAUGGCCCGCAACUACAUCGACCUGUUGCUCGAGAAUUUCACUCGCAGCCUUCCGCCGAGCUUGAGCUGGCCCCUCUCGCCAAUCUCGGAAGACCAGCUCACCAAUCUUGAGUGGUGGCAGAUCAAACAACGUGUCCUCAUCCGACUUCGCUGCAUCUUCCUCAAAAUACUCAUCAGACGACCAAGAGCGCAAGAAAGUUCAUCGCUACCUGAGAUCGAACGUGCUCAGCUAGCCGCUUCAAUCAUCGAAAUCUUUGACUCAAUACCGGCGCACUUUCCCAAAUUCUUGUUUCCUUUCACUCAUUUCAUAAUGGCUGCCACGAUGGUGCUCUUCGGCAUCGUAGUGAAAUCGCCAGAGCUCCAAGCCCAACACUGCAACUCAAUACUUUCUGCGACGCAUACACUCGUUCUGUGCUGCCGCAAAUCAUGGGUCAGCGGCAAGACCAUUCGAACAAUCAGCAGACUGAAUUUCAUGGUACAAAGGACUCUGGUUGAUCUAACGGAUCGAGCCCCACACCAAAAGCAAGCCGGCAACGCGGCCGGCGCGCCCGCCGAAGCCAGAACGACCUCUGAAACACAGCUCGUCGUGAAUGCGAACCUUUCUACGUCUCAAUCUGCUCUACCUGUGGCCACUGCUCCAAGAAUCCGUGGACAGUCCCAAGAGAGUCCGGGCAGCGCAUCCCUAAGCGCUGGCACUCAUCCCCUCGAACGUCACACUUCUGCAGGUAGCAGCGUUCGCAUGAUGGACCCCGUGCGGCCAGAUCGCAGACCGAUGCUAGCGGACGGAGCGGACAGAUUGCCGCCUGCUUGGCCGGUCGCGCCGAACGCUCCCGUCAGUCAUGUGGCAGCAUCGUCACCCCGACAUGAUGUACAGCCCGCGCAGGUGUCUGGGCCUGGACCGGCGGAGAAUUGUGACUCGACCGUCAGCGACGCUUUGCCUUGGCCAAUGUCGACCUCCACAGUGGAUGAUCUGCCCAGCUGGGCAAUGACCGACUUCGAGUUCGAGCAGGAGUUUCAGUUUGUGGGUCCGGUCGGUGCGUUCAAUUUCAUGGGCUCCAAUCUAUAA
This is a messenger RNA of Exophiala aquamarina CBS 119918, 2130 nucleotides long. RefSeq lists its product as uncharacterized. The record is from RefSeq and is a predicted model, not a curated record. Lineage: Eukaryota; Fungi; Ascomycota; Eurotiomycetes; Chaetothyriales; Herpotrichiellaceae. Gene Ontology annotation, molecular function: zinc ion binding; DNA binding. Gene Ontology annotation, biological process: DNA-templated transcription. The transcript has 3 exons. The coding region runs from base 1 to 2130 and encodes 709 amino acids.